CUAAACAUUGCAGUUUCUAAACCCAAAACAGAAGGGUAAAAUCGUCAACACAUAAAUAUUUCCCUUAAACCCUAACCCCACAAACAUUGUUUUCUUUGUGUCCAAGCAAAUUUUCCCUUCUUCAUUUCCUCACUUUUCUCCUCAAAAACCACUUUCUCUCUUCAAUCCCAACUCGAAUCUCUGCUCAAUCCGUUUUCUUCGGCCAUGUUCUUCCACAGGGUGCUGUCCCGUUCCUCUGCAACCCUUUGUCGAAGCUUCAGCCUUUCUGUUUCACGAAAUUCCCAACCUUUCUCCAAUCACUUUCAUUCUCUCCUCCACCCAUCACCCAACAAGCUGAUUCCAGUUGAAGCUACUUUGCGGAAUCCACUGAAUUCAUCUUUGACUUCGAGAUUCGGAUUUUCUUCUUCGGCCUCAUCUGAACCUGCUAGUAAUGACCCUGUAAAGGCAUGUGAGGAAGAAAAGGUGACUGAUCAGUCUGAACAAGCCAAAGCUGCUGAUCAAACCGAAGAAUCAGAUGUAGAGAGUGAAUGUGAUCAAUCCAGGGAUGAUUUAAUAAAGCUUGUUGCUGAGAAGGAACAGCUUUUGAAGUUGAAACACAAGGAGAUUGCGCAAAUGCAGGACAAAGUUCUGCGAACUUAUGCGGAGAUGGAGAAUGUCAUGGCCAGAACAAAGCGUGAAGCAGAAAAUUCGAAAAAAUUUGCUAUACAGAAUUUUGCGAAGAGUCUACUAGAUGUUGCUGACAAUUUAGGAAGAGCUUCCUCUGUUGUAAAGGAGAGUUUUUCAAAAAUUGAAUCUCCUAAGGAGUCUUCGGAAGCAGCACAACUCCUGAAAACACUUCUUGAAGGUGUGGAAAUGACUGAGAAACAACUUGCAGAGGUACUGAAAAAGCAUGGUGUAGAAAAAUAUGAUCCUACAAAUGAGCCAUUUGAUCCACACAGGCACAAUGCCAUGUUUCAAAUCCCUGAUGCUACCAAGGCCCCUGGCACUGUUGGAAUUGUUCUAAAGGCUGGAUAUAUGCUCUAUGAUCGUGUUCUUCGUCCGGCAGAAGUUGGUGUAACUCAAGAAGUAGAUGAUAGCAAAGCAACUGAGUGAUGAUGGCAUGAAGGAAAGCCUGAGUAGUGAGUUCUUGUUGAAUACCAUUCAACGUCUUUUUGCAAUAUGCUUCUAUUAUUCGGACUCUUAUUUUUUAAUAAAAAAAAUACCAUGUACGACGAUCUUGAUUCCAUGAGAUUUUGAUAGUAUACAUGCUAUUUGCAUGUUCAAUAUAGUAACAUCUUUUGUAACCUCUGAGUACCCGCACUGAGUUCAGGAGUUUUAGUCCCUUUUUGCAAAUCAUAAUUUUACAAGGGGACUUUUGUGCCUGAUGGUUAA
Molecule: messenger RNA, 1371 nt
Organism: Vigna angularis (adzuki bean)
Lineage: Eukaryota; Viridiplantae; Streptophyta; Magnoliopsida; Fabales; Fabaceae
Product: grpE protein homolog 2, mitochondrial
Exons: 6
Coding region: 205-1092 (295 amino acids)
Biological process (GO): protein folding; protein import into mitochondrial matrix
Cellular component (GO): PAM complex, Tim23 associated import motor
Molecular function (GO): adenyl-nucleotide exchange factor activity; protein homodimerization activity; protein-folding chaperone binding
Source: RefSeq, a predicted model, not a curated record